Messenger RNA from Doryrhamphus excisus (bluestripe pipefish), 2488 nucleotides. RefSeq names its product guanine nucleotide-binding protein G(i) subunit alpha-1. The record is from RefSeq and is a predicted model, not a curated record. Gene Ontology annotation, molecular function: GTP binding; G protein-coupled serotonin receptor binding; GTPase activity. Lineage: Eukaryota; Metazoa; Chordata; Actinopteri; Syngnathiformes; Syngnathidae. Gene Ontology annotation, biological process: adenylate cyclase-modulating G protein-coupled receptor signaling pathway. Gene Ontology annotation, cellular component: heterotrimeric G-protein complex; cytoplasm.
CAUUUACGUCGCGAACUGUACCGGAAGAGAUCUCAAACCUGCGAAGCAAAUGUGGCUUGUCGCUUUGAUUUUCGCCAUUUAAGACGUCUUUAACGACUAUACAACAUUCGCUUUUAACUCAGUAGGGCCAAAUUAAAAAAUAACGCGUAUUGGCUGCGAAGUGGUCAGUUUUAGAGAGAAGGGCGUGCUUCAAUCCCAACUGUUGGCACACUUCGCCCCCUCCUCCCUCCUGCUACAGUCCUCCACCCCAUUUCUGGGUGCUAGCUUGGUGAUAGCCGUUGCAUGUCGUAGCACUCCCCCCACAGUAAAAAGUUCUGUUGCGUCCCAAUUGUUUUAUUUUUCCCUCGGAGAUAACUCUGCCGCAAGAUGGGAUGUACGCUGAGCACGGACGACAAGGCGGCUCAGGAGCGGAGCAAGAUGAUCGACAGGAACCUCCGGGACGACGGCGAGAAAGCUGCCCGGGAGGUGAAGCUGUUGCUGCUUGGUGCUGGGGAAUCUGGGAAGAGUACCAUUGUUAAGCAGAUGAAGAUCAUCCACGAAGCGGGCUAUUCGGAGGAGGAGUGCAAGCAGUACAAAGCGGUUGUCUAUAGCAAUACCAUCCAGUCCAUCAUCGCCAUCAUCAGAGCCAUGGGACGCCUCAAGAUUGACUUUGCUGAUCCAGCCAGAGCGGAUGACGCUCGGCAGCUGUUUGUGUUAGCCGGCUCGGCUGAGGAGGGCUUCAUGACUGGCGAGCUCGCCGGGGUCAUCCAGCGGCUGUGGAAGGACGGUGGAGUCCAGGCAUGCUUCAGCCGCUCCAGAGAGUAUCAACUCAAUGACUCUGCAGCAUACUAUUUGAAUGACCUGGACAGGAUAUCACAUGGCGCUUACGUGCCCACCCAACAGGACGUCCUGAGGACCAGAGUGAAGACGACUGGCAUUGUGGAGACACACUUCACCUUCAAGGAUCUGCAUUUCAAAAUGUUUGAUGUUGGUGGCCAGAGAUCCGAGAGGAAGAAGUGGAUCCACUGCUUCGAGGGCGUCACUGCAAUCAUCUUUUGCGUGGCUCUCAGCGACUACGAUCUUGUGCUGGCGGAAGAUGAAGAGAUGAACCGAAUGCACGAGAGCAUGAAGCUGUUUGACUCCAUCUGCAACAACAAGUGGUUCACGGACACCUCCAUCAUCCUCUUCCUCAACAAGAAGGACCUUUUUGAGGAAAAGAUCAAGAAGAGCCCGCUCACUAUCUGCUACCCAGAAUAUGCAGGUUCCAACACCUACGAGGAGGCGGCCGCCUAUAUCCAGUGUCAGUUUGAAGACCUGAACAAGAGGAAGGACACCAAGGAAAUCUACACCCACUUCACCUGCGCCACCGACACCAAGAAUGUGCAGUUCGUGUUCGACGCGGUCACCGAUGUCAUCAUCAAAAACAACCUGAAGGACUGCGGCCUUUUCUGAAGGCAUCCAGUGGUUCACCUGCCAAGUGACUUUAUUCGAGGAGCGUCUGACCUUGGUAGACACUGCCGACCAAUGUCACUUUUAUCGUCUUAUUAAUAACUUAUGUUCAUCUCUAAAAGGUUUUAAUGGCGGCACUGUAGACGAACCAUUUUGUGUAAAAUAUUUGUACAACUGUUGAUGGCUGGGGAUUUUUCACCAAUUUAAAAAAAACAACAACAAAAAAAGUGCUAUCAUUUUAUUUUUUUUAUAUAUAUAUGUAUGAAAAGGAGAUUCCUGCUUUUUCUGUUUUUCACCCUGGAUGAAGACUUUUAUUUCCUAGGUGUGUCUGCCUUGCACGCCUUAGUUGCAGUGUUCUCCUUAAGUUGACUUAGAUGUUAGGUCUAUGUGCUAGAUGUUACCAUCUAACUUCUUCUGACAAGCCCACAGUCCAUUCUGUAUUUUUAUUUUACUGAUUUUUUUUCUUUGUCACAAUUUUUUUUGCUUCUCCUCCUCCAUGUACAAAGCAAGUAUGACCAAGUUGCUCUACAGGCCAAAUUCUCUCUGACAUACUGUGAGAGCUGCAUUUAACCUUUUCAGCCAUUCGCAUGUGUGCAACGAGUGCAAGCUGUUGAGACCAAAAGCCUGUGAAUGUGUGUGUGUGCAUGUGCGUGUUUGAAUGCGUGAGUAUGCACAAUAUAAAAACAAAGGGACUUUAAUCCUCUACGACGCGUCAUCCUCUUUCAAAGUUGUAUUUUUCUAAGCGACCAAAAAGAAAAAGAAACAAGCAACAUUCCCGAUUUGAAUCCCAGAAGAGAAGCUUUGAAAGGAGGAUGCCCACGGCGGGCGGCUUUGUAGCACACAACAAGUAAGGAGAGUAUGUUGAUGAGUGCAGCGUACACUUGCACCGUUAUCGGCUGUGAUCUGUGAUGGUUUCACGUUACAUAGCCCUCCACCACAAUGUCCAACACCACCCUCCCAGCCUUCUGUUUCCACUGGAUGGGGACAUUGUGGUCUCAUCUCCAUGAUUUUGCUAAUAAAAGAAAUGCUGUGGUGAAACCAUGGCAUCUUAUGCAACAAA